CAAAAAAAAAAUUACUUUCAUAAUUCUUAUCGACAAUUGGUUUCCCUCGAAAACCAAUCAACCAAAGAGCAAGAGAAAAAAAAACACCACCUCUCUCAAUACUCUCAUACACUUCUUCGGCACCUCACACUCUCAAGCUCUUCUUCACCACCUCCACUGAUGCUUCCUUGCCAGAUUCUCUCGGCCCCUUCCCCACAACAGAAGGCUAUGUCUUCAACUGUUACUUUCAAGGGUUGGAGAGUUCCACAGUGGAACUAUAAGUCAUGGGUUGAAAAGAUGUCUUCUUCCCACGAAGCCGUCUGGAGAAAAGCUGGAAUCUUCGACGCUGUUGUUGCAUCGACGCGAAAGAUCAUCAGAAACGCAGAUCUCGUUUUGGGGAUUGCUGAGAAAUGGUGUCCUGAAACCAAAACCUUCGUCUUCCCCUGGGGUGAAGCUACCAUAACCCUUGAAGACGUUAUGUUGCUUUCGGGGUUCUCUGUUCUGGGCACACCGUUUUUUGCUACUCUGGAUAGCUCCGGGGAGAGGAUUCUGAAGAACCUAAACGACGAAUGGUGUGAGAUUCGACGAAGAGGUAACGUAAGUUGGGUCACACAAAAGACAUGGAUGGAUAGAUUCAUGAACGCUGGGGAUGAACUAGAGCAUGUAGGCUUCCUUUCUUUGUGGCUUAGCUAUUUUGUCUUCCCAUCAACUUUCCCCAAUGUCUAUCAAGCUGUUUUCCCUAUUGCUGUUCAUCUCUCAAUGGGUACUAAAUUAGCUCUUGGUCCUCCAGUUCUGGCUCACUUGUAUGCAGACCUAGCUCUCCUACAAAAACACAUCAAAGAUUCAAGCAAAGAGGACACUGUUGUUGCCAACAUUGGUGUGACUGCCUUGUUUAAGUUGCUUCAGGUUUGGACAUGGGAGAGAUUCAAGGAACUACAGCCACAACCUAAUCCGUUGCUAAAAGAUGAUCAGCCAAGAUUGGCUCUUUGGAGUGACCUGAAACAAGAAACCACUGAUGCGAGACAGAUACUGGAAAACUCGGAAAUGGACAGUUUUGAGUGGCGUCCUUACACAAAAACUGUGGGCAACUGGAAAUUUCCUCAGUUUUACCCGGAGAAAGCUAUCUCGGUUCCUGUUUCCCCGAGUCUUGAUGAUGAAUUCAUCUCCUUUGCUCGAUGCAACAAGGUGUCUCUCCUUGUUGGAAUGGACAACGUGGAGUCUUACUUCCCCAAUAGAGUGGCUUCACAGUUUGGGAUGCUUCAGGAUAUUCCUUCUAUUGUUCCCCCGAACAACCUUUCAGAGGAGGCAGCUUGGAAUGAUUAUAAUAAGCCUAUCAGUGCUAUGGAACUAUACAUUCCUUCCCGUUCUACAGAACCUUGUUUUACUCCAACGUUCAGUGAGUGGUGGAGGAAGACGUUUCCAGAGUUACAGUAUUCUUCUAAGGAGAAGGGUAUUGUUGUAUAUGCUGGAACCUCGAAGACAAGAAACAUCAUAGGUGAUAAUCAUUGUACUAGCAUUGUUCCUUCAGGCUCCAUGAUGAACAGCACAAGCGAUGAGGAUGAUGAAAUGAGUGUUGCUGAGUACUUAAACAGGAAACGCAAGUGCAUGGAGCAAGCUCAUGUCGGGAGAGGCAAGCGCACGAAUCAAGCUCGUAAGAAGAGACGCAAGUACAUGUUUCUGUCUCAUCAAACAGGCUCUGAAAAUGUGGCUGAUGGAAGUGGAUGCGAGGCAGGAGAUGAUAUUGCUAUGACCCCAUUUGUUGAAAACAACUCUUCUGAUCCUCCCCUUGGUGCUAAUGAAGAAGUACGUGACAAUGUUAUGCAUGGAAGCAAUGCAGAUCUGAUGGAUGAUGGUAGCAUGGAACCAAAGCGUUUGUUCCAAGAGGAUGGUGUCAUGGUAGGAAGCUGUGCAGAGGAGAAGUUGUGCAGUAAUGAAGCUGAGAAGGAAGAUAAUGUUGCUGGUAAUAACUGGUUCAUCGGUGCAGGUGAUGACCCAUACGGAAAGAGAAUUGAAAAGAUGAAAGAGCAGGCGUCAUCGUUGGAAGAGCGUAUGGACAAGGCACUAAAAACUGUGGCAUGGUUGAAAGAGAAGAGAGCCCAAAAACUGAGAAACAUCGCAGCUGCUCGUUUGAUCUAAAUGCAAGGAGAAGAAUAUUUAAAGAACAAAUUUCAUUCAAGUCCUUUGGGUGAGAUUUUGGUUGACUAUCUUUUGAUUUUCAUUUUCCUUUUUAAU
This is a messenger RNA of Capsella rubella, 2211 nucleotides long. RefSeq lists its product as uncharacterized. The record is from RefSeq and is a predicted model, not a curated record. The coding region runs from base 160 to 2115 and encodes 651 amino acids. Gene Ontology annotation, biological process: meristem maintenance; meristem development. NCBI's taxonomy places the organism in Eukaryota, Viridiplantae, Streptophyta, Magnoliopsida, Brassicales, Brassicaceae. The transcript has 2 exons.